AUGGCUGCAAACAAGUUUGCAACAAUGUUGCAUAAAAACACAAACAAAUUGACACUCAUUCUAGUAUAUACAGUUCUUGAAUGGACCCUUAUUCUUCUUCUUCUUCUAAACUCUGUUUUUUCUUAUAUAACGAUCAAAUUUGCCCAAUUUUUCGGGUUAAGCCCGAUAUGUUUUUCAUGUGCCCGAAUGGAUCAUUUUCGUUACCAUUUAUGUGAUCAUCAUUCAAAAGAGGUAGCUCAAAUGGGUUUGUGUUUAAAUCAUCAAAAACUAGCUGAGUUUCAUGAUAUGUGUGAAAAUUGUGCAUCCUCUGUUCUGGGUUAUCGAAAAGUGUCGAAAAAGGUUCUGUUUUCGAAGGUGGAAAGGAUUGAUGUGAUUGAAUGUGAUGAAAAAGAUAUGAACUUGAAGUGUUCUUGUUGUGAUAAGAAUUUUGAGAAACAAUUUGUUGAUGAUGAUACUUGUUUUGUGAGUCAUCCUUUAUGCGAUAAUUCGAUUGAUGAUCAUAAUGAAAAUGGGCUAAUGGAUGAUGGAUUUGGGUCGGGUUAUGUUGAAACAACCCAAGAAAAUGAAGACAAAAAACAGAGUGAGGAAGACGAAGAAGGCGAAACAGAGGAAAUUGAGACUGAAGUUAGUAGAGAGUUUAAGUCUUUUGAGCAGAAUUUGAUUCAACUUGAUAAAGGGGAAGAUUUGAAUUCUCAUGAUCUUAAAUUCUUCAUUGAUUAUAGUGGAAUUCAGUUGUUUCCAUUUGAAUUACCCGAUUCGAAAACAGGGGAGCUAGGAGUCAAUGGGCAAGAAAAAGAUCAUGAAGUGCUAGGCUCGAAAACAAAGGAAAAUGAAGAAGAAGAUCAUGAAUUUGGAGAUUUUCAAGAAGCUCAAGUGGAUUCACAAGAAAGUUAUGAUUCUGCUGAUCCAAGAACAGAGGUUUCAUCCAAAUUUGUCGAGAAUUUGAUUGAUUUCGGUGAUGAAAAAGUCGAUAUUGAGCUAGAAACUCAAGUACCAUUUAUCAAAACCGAAUUACUACAAGAAGGCGAUUCAAAUAUUCAUUUAGGUUAUCUCGAAUUUGAGGAAGCUCAAAAGACUCAUGUCGAUUCACAAGAGAGUGAUUAUUAUUUUGAUAAAAAAAGAGAGAAAUCAUCCAAGUUUGUCGAGAACUUGAUUGAAUUCGAUAAUGAAGAAGUCAUUAUUGAGCAAGAAACUCAAACUAUAUCAAUGGAUACUCAAGAAUAUCAAGAAAGUGAUUCACAUAUACAUUUGGCUCAUGAAGAAGACAAUGUGUCAAUCGGGACGGAGAUUCCUGCUUUGGAUUCAUGUGAUCAGAUCAAACAUGAAGAAUCUUCAACAAUUUUUGACAAUAUGGAUUUGGGUACUAAAAUUGAUUUUGAGGAAGAAAAAGCUCCCGAGACACCUUCUUCGUUACAUAGUCUAAAUCCGCUUCACAAGAAGUGGUUAACACACGAGACGAAAGAAUUCGGGUUAGAAGAGUCACUCGACGGAAGUGUGAUUAGUGAAACCGACGGUGGUGAUCCAGUGAACACGGCCGAGAAGCUCAAGUCAGCUUUAAAAGCCGAGAGGAAAGCGUUACGUGAUUUAUAUUUGGAGCUAGAAGAAGAGAGAAAUGCUUCUAUGGUGGCUGCUAACGAAACCAUGUUUAUGAUAAACCGCCUUCAAGAAGAAAAAUCGGCAAUGCAAAUGGAAGCAUUGCAGUAUCAAAGAAUGAUGGAAGAACAAUCCGAGUAUGAUCAAGAAGCUUUACAGCUCUUGAAUGAACUUAUGAUGAAGAAAGAAAAAGAACUUGAAAUUUAUCGAAAAAAAGUGUUGGAUUACGAGUCUAAAGAGGAUACGAGGUUUACAACCGGGAGUACGAAAACUAGGACAUCUUCGAUUUCUUGUAGUCAUUCCGAGGAUGAUGAUGGUUUGUCGUCUGAUUUGUAUCAAAUACCAAAAGACGAAAAUACCCUUGAUGGGAAUCGAGAAAUCGAAGGUCGGGUUCAGUCUGGGUUGGACUUACAAUCAUCGUUGGUCCUAUUUGAGGAAGAGAGGUUGUCGAUUCUCGAACAGUUGAAGUUUUUAGAAGAAAGGCUUUUUGCGUUGAGUGAUGAAGAGGAUCGACAUUUCUCUAAGUUAACGAUGAUCGACGAUCACUAUGAAGAAAUCGAUACGUAUGGUUUUGAUGGACGAGUUUGUGAAAGUACUACAAAUGGGUUUGGGGAGAAGCAACUCCUUCCUCUUUUUAGUGCAAUUAGUACUACUGGAAAUGAAGAUGGUGUGACGGUAAGGAACGGUGUGAUGGUAAGAAACGGAUACGAGAAUGGAUUCCAUUUGACGAACACGGCCGUGACAAGAUUUGAACUCGAGAAGAAACGGAUCGACAUGGAAGAGGAAGUAGAUCAACUCUACGGAAGGUUGCAAGCUCUAGAGGCGGAUAGAGAGUUUUUAAAGCAUUGUAUCGGGUCUAUGAAAAAAGGUGACAAAGGAAUGGAACUUCUAGAAGAAAUUUUGCACCAUUUACGAGAUCUUCGAGAUGUGAAUCUUCGAGCAAAGAAUUUUUCCGACAACGCCCUUCUAUGACCCUGUGUAUCUUUACACGAUAGGUAAUAUGAUCUAUCGUAAUUUCAAAUGGUCGCAUUAAGAAUUUAAUCUUGUUACAAGAUGAAAUUCCUGACAUGAUAAUUAUAUGCAUUUACAAUUAUUUCUUGUUCAUUUUUAGGGGUAAAAUGUUACUACUAUAGAAGAAAUGUUUGUUAGUGAAAUAGUGUGCUUUAUUGUUUUUGUUUAAGCUUGUUAGUGAA
Molecule: messenger RNA, 2786 nt
Organism: Erigeron canadensis
Lineage: Eukaryota; Viridiplantae; Streptophyta; Magnoliopsida; Asterales; Asteraceae
Product: myosin-binding protein 3-like
Exons: 4
Coding region: 1-2565 (854 amino acids)
Molecular function (GO): myosin binding
Source: RefSeq, a predicted model, not a curated record